Molecule: messenger RNA, 1161 nt
Organism: Ixodes scapularis (black-legged tick)
Lineage: Eukaryota; Metazoa; Arthropoda; Arachnida; Ixodida; Ixodidae
Exons: 2
Coding region: 1-1161 (386 amino acids)
Molecular function (GO): nucleic acid binding
Source: RefSeq, a predicted model, not a curated record
AUGGCGACUCCAACAGCUCUGGCUGAUCGGUGUGUGAUGUCAGCACUCCUUCCUGAAGACGUUUCCCCUCGGGUGUACUACAAACGUCACUACCAAGAAAAAAAUGUGGUGGAAGUCAUCAACCUGACUGCCUCCGCAACGGGGAUCAGCGUUAGCUCGGUCUACGAGAUCAAGCGUGGCUUCAAACGUGCCAACGGAGCUGUGAAAUCUCCUUCAAAGAAGCGCCCGAAAUUCGCCGAGAAAAGGAAGAGGAUUUCAAAUCACGACGCGUGCACUUUGACGGCCGUGAGAAGCUGCCUGCACAAUUUCUUCUGUCGGGGGGAGAUCCUAACGUUGAAGAAAAUCGCCGCUCGUUUCCAAGAAGACGAAGUGCUGCCGUCCUGUUCCGGGUCUACCCUGUAUCGCCUGCUGAAGGACAUGGGUUUCGAGAAACAGAAACGGAAUCGCAACUCCUUCCUGAUUGAGAGAGAGGACAUCGCCGAGUGGAGGCGGCGGUAUUUGAGGGAAAUCAGAAAGCACAGAGCCCAGAACCGCAAGAUCUACUUCCAGGACGAGACUUGGGUGAACGCCGGCCUUACGGUUGACAAGGUGUGGACUGACAGCACCAUAAAGUCAGCAAGGCAAGCCUUCAUGUCUGGACUGACGACCGGGCUAAAGGUUUCUUCUGGAAAAGGUGAAAGAGUGAUUGUCACCCACGCAGGUAGUGACACUGGCUUCGUGUCCGGCUGCCUGGACGUGUUCCGUGGGAAGAAGGGGGACUACCACGAUGAAAUGGACUCGAACAGGUUCGAAGCAUGGUUUCUUCAUCUGCUGGACCACAUCAAGUCUAACAGCGUAAUUGUUAUAGACAACGCGCCAUACCACAGCAGAAAGGCUGAAGCUGUUCCCACAACUGCAACAAAGAAGGGUGAGAUCCAGCAGUGGCUCUCUUCCGGGAACCUAGACUGGACUGCCACAAUGAAGAAAGAAGACCUUCUGAGCAUUGUGGCAACGGUUAAGGAUAUCGCUACACAAAGUACAAAGUUGACGUCAUGGCUACGGACGCCGGACACAGUGUUGAGGCUCCCACCGUACCACUGCGAACUAAAUCCCAUAGAGUUGAUAUGGGCACGAGUCAAGCGGGAGGUCGCCUCCAAGAACAUCACAUUCAAGCAACAAUGA